GAAACAGAGAGGGGCGGGGGAGCGAGCGAGGGCCUGGCCUGGCCGGGGCUGGACUAGAUGGCCUGGCGGGGUCCCGGCUCGACUAUUUCUCUGAGUCUGGCGGUGGUGGGCUCUCCUCCCCUGGAGGUUAGUAAGCAGAGGCACGGGGGACGCGUCUGCAGGGGAUGCUCCUUGCACGAAGGGGUUGGACUAGAUGACUCCUGGGGGUCCCUUCCCGAGAAGAGGUUUCGCAGCCAGGUGUCUCUGGCAUUUUGGAUUCUAGGAAGGCGACUCCUGCUUCUUGCAGAGCCUUUUCCCUGCCAGCUGCUCCUCCCGUUCGUGGCCAAGGGAGGGGGCAGCUCAGAGCCCGGCCAGGACAGCCCCCCCCCCAUGAAGCCCCUCCUCCGGCUGUGCGCGAUGCCCGGGGCUCCUCCGGGACUCCUGCUUUCCAGAGGGACGGGGCGAGGGGUGAGCUUGCUCCGCUCGCCUUUGCAAGGGUCAAAAGGAGCUGAGCCGGAUUACUCAAGGGGGGAGGAAAUAAAGAGGGGGCAGGUCCCCCCCCCCAGAGCUAAACCCCUCCCUCCAGCCCCCCCCCCUUGCAUAGGGAGAGGGGUGGCUUUGAUCUCUCUCUGCAAAUGCUGCCUCGGGGCCUCCUCUUGGGAUCUGGUGAGUCUCCCCUCUCUUCCCCCUGUGCGUGCAUUGGGGAGAAGGGGGGUCCCGGGGCUGCAGGGGGAGGGGGCAUGGGGGGCCUGUUCGGCUCAUGCAUGGAGGACCCACCAGAUCAAGGAGCAGAGGGGCCACCCCCACUCCUUUCUCUCUGCAAAGCCAAGGAGAGGGCUGCCUGUCACUUGGGGGGGGGGGGCUGGGCUUUGGGUCAGGGGAAAAGUCGUGCAAAUAAACCCAAUUCACACUGAUGCACAAGUCACAUUUCUUACCAGAGGUGGUAGCCAGACAUAAACAUUCGGACAUUAAAUACACAAUGAAAAUGAAAACCUUAUCUGUGCAGUAGAUAAAUAAGGAAUGUUGGAAGGUGGAGGGCAGAGAAAUAAAGUGUUUCUUCCUGCGUUGCAGAGUUAAAGCUUUGGAACUCCCUCCUGCAGGAGGCAGGUAAAGUCACCAACCUGGAUGGCUUUAAAAGGAGGAGGUUGUUGUUGUUGUUUAGUCAUGACGCCUUGGACCAGAGCACGCCAGGCCCUCCUGUCUUCCACUGCCUCCCGCAGUUUGGUCAAACUCAUGCUGGUAGCUUCGAGAACACUGUCCCACCAUCUCGUCCUCUGUCGUCUCCUUCUCCUUGGGCCCUCCAUCUUUCCCAACAUCAGGGUCUUUUCCAGGGAGUCUUCUCUUCUCAUGAGGUGGCCAAAGUCUUGGAGCCUCAGCUUCAGGAUCUGUCCUUCCAGUGAGCACUCAGGGCUGAUUUCCUUCAGAAUGGAGAGGUUGGAUCUUCUUGCAGUCCAUGGGACUCUCAAGAGUCUCCUCCAGCUCCAUAAUUCAAAAGCAUCCAUUCUUCGGCGAUCAACCUUCUUGAUGGUCCAGCUCUCACUUCCAUACAUCACUACUGGGAAAACCAUAGCUUGAACUAUACAGACCUUUGUUGGCAAGGUGAUGUCUCUGCUUUCUAAGAUGCUGUCCAGGUUUGUUAAGAGGAGGAGGAGGAGGCAAAUUCAUGGAGGAGGAGAGGGGAGCCACGCUGGGUCUACUCUGCCCCCCACAGUGGGCCCUUUGGCCUGAUCCUGUGGAACUCAUCUUCUGUUCUGAUGCUGAGUUUGUCCCGAUGCAAUCCAGACUCCUGGCUAACCCAUGUGCGCCCAUUCAGACAUGCAACCAUUGCUCAGAUACCCUGAGAAUCUUUGGAGACUUAACAGAAAGCCGUACUGAGAACCCCGGGGGUCUCACCAUCCAAGGAAAGGAAGCAAAGCUCAGCUGGGGGUGAAACAGGCAGCGCCCCCCUCUUCCACCAGCCCCCUUUGCCCAAGAGACAAUUAUCUGAGUUCCCUGGCAAGGAGGAUGGAUUGUUAAACCACUCUGGGGAGGGGGGGGGUGUCUCCUAGCAACUGCCAGCAUCCAUAACUGUGGUUCCCAGGUUACAGGUAGGUAGCCGUGUUGGUCUGCCGUUGUCGAAACAAAAUAAUAAUAAUAAAGUUCCUUCCAGUAGCACCUUAGAGACCAACUCAGUUUGUUCUUGGUAUGAGCUUUUGUGUGCAUGCACACUUCUUCAGAUACACUGAAACAGACAUCACCAGACCCUUAUAUAUAGGGAGAGGGUGGGGAGGGUUUUUACAGUAUCCCAGGGAUACUGUGGAGGAAGCCAUAGAAUCAGUUGGAAGUGGUACUGAGGAUCAUCUAGUCCAACCCUCUGCAAUGUCAGGAGCCCUUGUGGUUAAUUAAGAGUAAUAGUCAUAUUUCUCCCUAUGUUACCAAUGAAAUUUUAAAAAUGUUGGUCUUUGGUUGAAUGUGGGAGCGGUGUUCAAAGUGAAGAUAAUUUCAAUUUAGAUCAACCACACUGAGCCAAUUGCUUAUGGAGUGGGUGGGUGUUUUCUUGCACUUUUAUUUUCCUCCCCCCUACACUUUAUUUUUUUAUUGUUCCAGUUGUUAUUUUUGUUACUCUUAUUACUAAAACUACAUUUAUAACCCAGGGCUGGUUGCAACCAUAUUCAGUAUUAAAAACACACGUCUCAGCAGUCGGAUAUUGUGGUAAAGAGGGGGAGGUGCCUGGCUGGCCUCUCUUGGGAGGGAAUUCCCUCACUGAGGAACUCUUGGGUCACCCCCACCAAAAACUCUGAGGGUGGUGAUGAAACUUCCAGGAGGACCCUAUCUGCCAACCUGAACAUCCAAGAUGGUCUGUAGAGAAGGAGACAGUUCAUCAGAUAUUUCGGGGCCUAAGUGAAUCCUUGAAUUGAGCCUGGAAAUGAACUCCACCCCAUACACAUUACUCAUUCGCCAGUCACAGUUCUGACUUCAGUCUUUAACUGAAACUAUUGAAAGGCAAGAGCGACCAGGCUCAUUCUUGGCACAGAAAUCCCUUCAGUUGCCUGCACAUUUUGCAUGGUAACUUUCCUUCUAGGAGGGCUAGAGGCUUGCUUCUCCUUCUUGCCUGCUUGUUUGCUUGUUUCUUGAAGAAAGCUAAGAAUCUGAGCUGUGAGGGGGUACAGGCCUUGUUCCCAGCAAGACUCAACCAUGCUUGCUCAGGGGACAUUUUUUCUUCUCCUGACAGUGUAUGAAUUUUAUAACAGAACAAUGUAUUUGCUCUGUAGGAUUUGGUAGCACCUCUCAUGAGGACAAAAGGAACUUGUCAGAAGGCCAAGGGUUCCUUCCAAUAUCUUAGAGGUUUCCUGAGAGCCCAGAUGGAUGAGCAAGACUCCGCUGGCCCAGAAGCAGGAAGAGACCAUGCCAUCGAAACUGAGAGCAGUGAAGGAUUCUGGGAAAGCUCCAUGCAGAAGAUCGUGAAUGAGAAGGAUACCCUCUGCUCAGAUGUGCGGAACCAGCAGUUCAGGCAGUUCUGCUACCAAGAGGCCAAUGGACCCAGAGAGGUUUGCAGCCGACUCCACCACUUUUGCCAUCAGUGGCUGAAGCCAGAAAGGCACACGAAAGCUGAGAUGCUGGAUCUGGUGAUCUUGGAGCAGUUCCUGGCUGUCCUUCCACUGGAGAUGGAGAUCUGGGUGAGAGAAUGUGGAGCGGAGACCAGUUCCCAGGCGGUGGCCCUGGCCGAAGGAUUCCUCCUGAGUCAGGCAGAGGAGAGGAAGCAGGCAGAGCAGCAGGUGAGAGAGACUGGAUAUUCCCCGGGGUCUCUUAAAAGGAGGGAGAGUAUCCCCCAACACUGUAAUAGUUUGCCCAUCCUUUUUUGGAAAACUUCCAAGGAAUGAUGUCUGACGCCAUUAGAAGAGUUUUGGAUUUGAUAUCCCGCCUUUCACUCCCCUUCAGGAGUCUCAAAGCGGCUAACAUUCUCCUUUCCCUUCCUCCCCCACCACAAACACUCUGUGAGGUGAGUGGGGCUGAGAGACUUCAGAGAAGCGUGACUGGCCCAAGGUCACCCACCAGCUGCAUGUGGAGGAGCGGCGACGCGAACCCGGUUCCCCAGAUUACGAGUCCACCGCUCUUAACCACUACACCACGCUGACUCUCAUUAGAGUGUUUACAUCUGCCAUUCUUUUUCUAAUUCUUCUCAAAUCCUUUUUUCUCUUUCAGAGAAAGGAUCCAUUUGCAGAGAUGCGCCUGGAUUCCUCUGAGGCAAAGAGGACUUUGUUGGACACCAGAGAGAUGCCCCCAGGUAGGAAGCAAUGAGGUUUUUCUCUCUCUUUGGUCACAUUCUGUGGAUGUGAGAGGUCUUCACAUCUUUUUGGAGAAAACAUUUGUGACCUGGAAUCCUAAGGAGGGGAGAUGUCUUUUUACACAGCUAAACGAUGAAAUGGGUACAAAUGUCCAAAUGAAAGCAGCAAGUGAGAAGUGAGGCUUUUUCUAAGGCCCACCUGUAGCUAGGGAUGCACAGCUUCACGUCUCGGAGAAGCAUGCCCUCAUGGCUUCCCAUUUAACUUUGGCAGGUGACAGAAGGAUGCUGACAAGACCUCCUCAUCUGCCUUUCCAUGGAGGUGGAGGAGAAGCUGUGGCUGUGGAACCAGAUCAGGUAGCGGGAAGGAGCCUUGUGGGGAAGAGGCAGGUGGGUGGGGCAGCCAGACUGCUUUUCAGCCCAAAGGAAUCUCCUCUCUUCCUCUUGACUUCUGUCAAAGCUGCCCUGAACAAUGUCUGAGCAUGUCAAUCAAAGUUUAUGUGUUGAGAAUAAGGAUCCUCACCUAGACUGGCCUUUAGAAGGUUGCUAGCAUUAUUUAUCAGUAGCUUCAGUUUAAUUUACAUCUUUAUCUCUUAAUGCUAAAAUCGGCUUAUAAGCUGUUGGAAAACCAUACAACAGAGUGGUGAGGAUUCACCUAACAGCUCCACCAGCUGUACGGUGAAGCUAUUUUCCCCUCUCACCCCCUUCCCUGUGCCCCCAGGUGCCCCUUGAAGUUGGCUUUAAGGCACCAGGAAGGUUCUGCCCCAGAACAGCGGACAGGGGGUCCUUCCAUGGGGCAAACAGGAAGGCUUGCACAGAUAAAAUGAUCUGAAGACCACCUUGUGGAGUUCCACUCUUUCCCAAAAGAUUAAUACCCAUCAUUAAAAGACACAAUUAAAUACAUUAAAAGAAUUUCACGUGUAAUUAAAAUAUGCAGGAAAACAAUCCCAUUAAAACAACACAGCCACUGACAAGCAGUAAACAACAGAGCAGUGUGUAGUAGAUAAUCCUUUGCUGUCUAAGAGGAAGAUGCUUUUUCCUUUUAGGGUCCAGUGUGCUUUGAAGAUGUAGCUCUCCGUUUCACAGACGAGGAAUGGGCGUUGCUGGAUCCUGACCAGAGAGCCCUGCAUAAGGAAGUCAUGGAGGAAAAUCGUGGGCUCAUGGACUCGCUUGGUAAGGCUCCUGUUGGAUGCUAAUAUCAGUUUUGGAAUUCAGUACAUACAGUAUCUCUAAGUAACGAACCUCCAAUAUGUUGAUGGGGCUCAGCCGGACCACAUACAACAUCUGGUAUUCUAACACCUCCCCAAAGCACACCUUGAAUGGAGAGCUAGCUAAUGUUUUGUCUGUGAAUGUUCUUCCUCCAAUUAUGCUUUUUUAAACAAUGACCAGGCUGCUCUGAAAUGACCGGACUGUCAAAAUGUAGGCUUCGGAGUGCUAAGGGAAGUAGCUUCUGCCAGGAUGUUUAUUUGUCUUGUCUUAUUGCUUCUGUCAGGUUUUUUAUUACCAAAAAAGGCAGGCUUCCAUGAUAGGGCCAAACAAGAAAGAGCCAAGCUUUUCCAAACUCAGGUUACCAAAGAUAUGUCUGUUAAUGCCAGUUAACAAAGGUAGCAAACCCUGUAGGAAGACCUCACAACUAAUUCCGUUCAGUUCUUCCUCUAUCACAAGCAUUCAUUAGCAUCGUUCAGUAAUUUGGGGCUGCGUUUCUUCCUAAUUUGUUUCUCUCUUCAUUGCAGGUGGUGAUGAAUUGGAAAUUAGGAACAAGAGAGAACAGGACAAAAUCCACACAGUAGAAAAACCAUAUCAAUAUUUGGAGUGUGGAGAGGGUUUCAGGCAGAGCUCCCAUUCCUCUUCCCAUCAGAGAGAUCCCAAUGGACAGAAACCCUAUCAGUGCUUGGAAUGUGGAAGGAGCUUCAGCCGGAACUCCAAUCUCACCUCCCAUCAAAUAAUUCAUACAGGGGAGAAAGCAUAUCACUGCUUGGAAUGUGGAAAGAGAUUCACCCAUAAGAAAAAUCUCACUUGCCAUCAAAGAAUUCAUACCGGGGAGAAUCCAUACCAGUGCUUGGAAUGUGGAAAGAGUUUCAUUCGGAGAGAAAGUCUGACAUCCCAUCAAAGAAAUCAUACAGGGGAUAAACCGUAUCAGUGCCUGGAAUGUGGAAAGAGCUUCAACCAGAAGAAAAAUCUCAUUUCCCAUCAAAUAAUUCAUACAAGGGAGAAACCAUAUCAGUGUUUGGAAUGUGGAAAGAGAUUCCGUAAGAGCUGUCAUCUCACACCCCAUCAAAGAAUUCAUACUGGAGAAAAACCAUAUCAGUGCUUGGAAUGUGGAAAGAGCUUCAGUCGGAAAGAUAGUCUCAAUUCCCACCGAAGAAUUCAUAGUGGGGAGGAACCAUAUCAGUGCAUGGAAUGUGGGAAAAGCUUCACCUGGAAGGAAAGUCUCAAUUCCCACCAAAGACUUCAUAGUGGGGAGGAACCAUUUAAAUGCUUGGAAUGUGGAAACACUUUCAGUUGUAAGAGAAAUCUCACUUUCCAUCGAACAAUUCAUACAGGGGAGAAACCAUAUCAGUGCUUGGAAUGUGGGAACACCUUCACCCAGAAGUUAAGUCUCAUUUCCCACAAUCUAAUUCAUACAGGGGAGAGACCGUAUCAGUGCUUGGAGUGUGGAAAAAGUUUCAAUAAGAGGGGCAAUCUCACAGCUCAUCAACGGAUUCAUACAAGGGGGAAACCAUAGUAGUGCUUGGAAGUGCUUCAGUAAGCACCAGUCUCACUGCCCAUCAAAGAACUCAUAGUGCAGAGAAACCAUCUAUCAAUGGCUGUGUAUGAAUUUAAUUUUAGGAGACUUCAGUAUGUGGAUGAGCAUUUCAAUGGAGUCGACCCUCAGCGCCCAAUAUUUCUUCAAGUGCAAGUCGCUGUACGAGGUGUUGAAUACCUUUUCCACGUCACAUCUGGGGAGACGGUUAAUGGCGAUUUGGCAACAUUGACGAGGUAGCCAUCAAUGCUCAUCUCUUCUCUGAAGACGUUGACAAGUGAUUCGUACUUCAAGAACCUCCAAGUUUCAAAUUUGUGCUGCUGCUGACUGCAACUGUGGCCCUUUGCAUGUCCAGGAUGGUGUCAUCAUAAGGCUCUUCCUGGUAUCUGCUGAGGACACACAGAAAAUAAGGACACAGUCCAGGAGGAAGAAGCAAAACCAUUGCAUAACAGUUCCACCAGCUCCCAUCCCUCCUAGACAGUCCAGAACGAUGCUGUGGCCAACAGUAUCAAAAACUGCUGAGAGAUCCAGCAGAACCAGGAAACAGCUUUCACCUCUGUCUGUAGUCUGCCGGAGAUCAUUGGCCAGCACGACCAAGGCUGUUUCAGUCCCAUGAUGGGGCCUGAAGCCCCAUUGGAAAGGGAUCCAAAUGGUUUCUCUCGCACCACAUGAAAACCCUCUUGAAUGAAGAAGGGAUAACACACGAGGAGUUUUAGCCACACCUUGAAGCAAAGCUCAGUCACUGAGAGAGAUUUUAAAUCUCUUCUAGAAUCAUAGAAUCAUAGAGUUGGAAGAGGCCACAAGGGCCAUCGAGUCCAACCCCCUGCCAAGCAGGAAACACCAUCAGAGCACUCCUGACAUAUGGUUGUCAAGCCUCUGCUUAAAGACCUCCAAAGAAGGAGACUCCACCACACUCCUUGGCAGCAAAUUCCACUGUCAAACAGCUCUUACUGUCAGGAAGUUCUUCCUAAUGUUUAGGUGGAAUCUUCUUUCUUGUCGUUUGGAUCCAUUGCUCCGUGUCCGCUUCUCUGGAGCAGCAGAAAACAACCUUUCUCCCUCCUCUAUGUGACAUCCUUUUAUAUAUUUGAACAUGGCUAUCAUAUCACUCCUUAACCUCCUCUUCUCCAGGCUAAACAUGCCCAGCUCCCUUAGCCGUUCCUCAUAAGGCAUCGUUUCCAGGCCUUUGACCAUUUUGGUUGCCCUCCUCUGGACACGUUCCAGUUUGUCAGUGUCCUUCUUGAACUGUGGUGCCCAGAACUGGACACAGUACUCCAGGUGAG
This is a messenger RNA of Podarcis lilfordi (Lilford's wall lizard), 8263 nucleotides long. NCBI's taxonomy places the organism in Eukaryota, Metazoa, Chordata, Lepidosauria, Squamata, Lacertidae. The record is from the annotation of a GenBank genome assembly.